AUACCGAAAUUUUAGUACACAAAGGGGGCGCUGCUUGACACAUGCAGCUGUUUGUUCACAAGAUGUUCAUUUGAAAAUCCGAAUUUGACGCGGAGUCAGUAACUGAAAAACGCUAAAGCAGAAAAUACCUAUAGUGCAGUGUAAGACAAUAGAACGACGACGAAAAAAAAACAAAACAAUUAAUUUGUGUGACGAACAACGAUUAACGAUUUCGGAACAAUGUUUCCGCUGUCGAGCAAAGGAAGAUUAAUUCGACUGAAUAAAGAUGGAACAAAUGGUGAAAUUAUUCAGUCGAAUAAAACUAAAAUGGUUUUUGGUACAUCCAUAUUCGAUGAUCAUCAUAUAAAAGACGUUAAUCCAGCCAAUCAAGUAUCCUGCGAAAUAUCGACAGACGACUCCGGUCGGGUUUCGAUUGCAAACAAAACGACCAAUGAAAUUUUUGUCAAUGACAAGGCAAUCAUUCGACCAUCGGUACGACCACUGUUCAACAAUAGCAUCAUCAAAAUUUGCGACGGUGUCGAAUUUCGAUGGGUGUUUGUCAAACAAGCCAAAGAAAAUAUUGGCGGUGAUUUGAAUGAUGCUGAUUUUGCAUCAUGGUCCGAUCCAGCCAAAAAGCAUAUGAAGCUGAUACGCGUACAGCGAUCGAAAGGUCGACUUACAGCUCAUCCGCUUAAUUUGUAUUCGUCGGCUCAUGAAGAUGUUGAUGACAAAGAUGUGCCUUCUGCAGAAUCUGAUGAUGAACGAAGCACCGGUUGCUCCGUUAUACCAACACAGUUGAACGAUUCUGUAUUUAUAGAACAAGGGCCAAAUGUAACGGCACCAUUGAUUGAUGUGUCACAAGCGCUCAUCAAUUUGGAUGAAACACAAAUGGCCGCAACCGAGCAGAUCACAUCCACUGCAAACGCUACAUUAGUCAAAAAUGAAAUGGAAUCGGAUGGAGAUCUGAUGAAUUUUGACGUGCCGUCUGAACAAUCGACGGAAUGUAAUGCCGUAGCAAUCAAGUCACAGCCAAGCAAUUGUUCGGUGAUAACGUUGAGUAGCGAUGGAUCUCAAGGGACUGGUACACAAGAAACUAACGACAAAAAUGUCGAUUUCGAUGACGAGGAAAUGUUUGAACGAUCCAUUUCGUGCCCGCCAAUCGAAUUGCCCGAUGAUCUCUUUGAAACCAGCGCUAAUGAAGACACCGAGAAUUUGGCAUCGGCUAACAGUACUGAAGGUGCAGACACUACCGACAAAGCCAAUGUCAAAUGUGAACAAUUGGAUGUCAAAGGAAAAGAAGAUGAAGAAAAGCAAAAAGUUGUGUCGCAUCGCUCUUUGCUUGACAUCGAUUCAACACAAAAUUUGACAAAUGCCGAUACAUCCAUUGAACAAUUUUCAUCAAACGAUGACGAUGAUGUUAUCCCAGAAACACAAGACAUUUUCGUUCCCGAAACACAAGAGGUACUUUCACAGGACAGUGAUGUCCAAGUGUUGAGCGAAUCUUGCAGCAUAAUCGACUGUGACAAGAGCGAGUAUUCAUUCAAAUCCGAAGCCACAAUUUCAAAAAUUGUGAAACAAAACAUCAGUAUUGGUCAGCCAAACAUGUCUGUCGUUAGUUUAAGCAGUGAGGAAGGAGAUGAGGAAUCACAAGUCGAGGCAGCGAAUGAGCAUAGUACUGUUUUGGACAGCGAGAAUAUGUUUGAGGCCGACGCUUCUGAUGAACACCAACAAAAUGUUGAACUCAAAGCUGAAGUCCCAAGUAGCCCUUCACCAUCACAACAACAACAACAACAACAACAACAACAAGAUGAUGUACUCGAGAAAAGUACACAAAAUGAGCAAACAAGCACAUUCAAUGAGUCGGUAACGAUGUUUUCACAAAGCCUAAGUGUUGAUGCUAACGAAAGUAUAACAGACACAAAACCACAAUUGUUGGACGAACCAACAAGCGAGAUAGCUUCACCAGAAUCAUCCACGAGCACACUUCAGGAAAGUGAAAAAAGUGGUGAAGUUCAAGCAAUGAAACAAGAGACCAUUACCGAUACCACGACAAAUGAUCUGCAAAACACAACGGUUGAACCAAUUCAAAGCGAAUUACAAACAGUUGAACUACAGAAAAAUGACUCAAUUUUGGCGCCUGCUGAUGAUUCGGCUAGUAAAGUUCAAAGCGAAGAAGGUCUGAUGGCAACAGAAGCUACGACAACAGCACAAAGAGAGGCAGUUGAAAUCGGGAAUGAUACCAUUAGCAAAUCAUUUCUUUCUGAAUCGUGCACCACUCAAAAUGAAACCGAACAAUUCGAUUCAAAUACAGAGAACGAAGCAAAUGUUCCAGUCGAUGAAAGCAUUUCACAUCUACAAACUACAGAUCUUGUCAAUGCUCCAGAAACCGAAGUAGAAGAGAACGUAUCCGAACCAAUCGAGUCAAAUAUCGACGAAGCUGAAUGCGUUGUCCCAAUUGCUACGAGCUCAAGCGUAUCCGUUUGCCUGAGCACCGAUACAACUCAAGAGUUGAACUUACUGGCUUUCAGCAGUGAACUUGAUGCGCAAGGUGAAGAUCAAAUGGAUGAUGAUACAAUGGACAGAUUGGAAUUCUCCUCCUCCGAUUCAAUGUUUGAAUCGAUUGAUUCGGGAAAUAUCACUGCUUCGUGUGACAACACAUCAUCGGUUAAUGUAACAUCUGAAGCCAAUCAAUCGGUUAGUCCGUCGAUGAAGUCAACCGGAGAUACUACUAUAAUGGCUGAGAUCGAGGUAGCUCAAACGCCGUCAAAGGUAAAUGCUUCCGUUGCAGAUUCGACAACAGAUUCUCCAACUGCCGACUUGAGCAAAGUUGAUGAUAUACCAAGCAACGAGUUCGAGACAACGAGCAUGGUUUCGGAAGACAGUAGCUCAGUUGGACAAGUAGAAAAAAUUGUGGACGAUUCAAUGUCGAAAGAAGAAGAAGGAGAAGUAAACGAGAGUGUUGAUGAAGUCAUAAUGCCAACACAAAAUCAUGAAGAGGUUGCCGUUAUUGCAACACCAGUCAAAGCUCAAUCGACUAUUGAAUGCGAUUCAUCGGUAACACGGUCGACCAGACGCCGUCAACCUAAUCUUGAAAUCACCAAUAUAUCCACUCCGAGAAAGUUGAAUAUUAGUGUGGCUCAAAAUACUCCCAGUAAAAUUCAAACGCCAUCAUUAUCCAAGGUCAUGCAAAAUGAAAGCGCGAUUCUAGCCAAAGACGAGGAUCAAGAGAAUGCCGAAUCGAAAUCACUUGUGGCUCAAUCGAAUGUCGAUCAAAGCGAAAAAGUGGAAGUAGAAUCACCACAAAAUGCCGAUGAUGUCGUGGCUUUCUCGACACCAGCAAAGAUAAUCGUGAAAUCCGACGAAAAUCACGGAUCAUCUGUUACAAGAACAAGCAGACGCAAACAACCAUUUUCCAUUGAUGCGGCAACACCAAAGCGCACACCGAGAAAACUGAAUGUCAGUUUUGCUGCCACUACUCCGUGUAAAGUUGAACCACAAUCAUCCGCAGAGAGCAAGCAGAAUGAGAGCGUUCUUGAAGUGAAGCAAGUCGAAGAAAAUGUUGAAUCUGUUGAAAAUGUGGAACCAAUGCAAACCGAUGAAGAUACCGAUUCAACACCAUCUGAAGUUGUGACCGUGAAUGCUGAAGCAAUCGAUGAUCAGACUACUCUUUCGACGCCCGUUCAGAAUGCUAUAAAAUCAGACGAAUCACGAGCUUUAACUCUUCCGCGAGCGACAAGACGUAAGCCGCUAAUUGCUGAACUUAGCUCUGUUACGCCAAAGCGCAGCAUGCCCAGAAAAUUAAAUGUCAGUAUGGCUUUGACAACCGAAACACCAUCUUCAGCCAUCCAAAAGCCAAUUGAAACUCAAGAAGAGGAAAGCGAAGUGAAAUCCGAAUUGACUUCAACCAAAGAUGAACAGGUUGAAUCCGUUGAGUCAGCUCAGCGCGAAGAAGCCGUUUUUGCAACGCCUGUCAAGGUUCCACCGGUCGCUAAAAGUAAUUCAACCAUUACUCGAUCAACGAGACGCAAUAAAGAAAGUGUCAGUACUGAAACAACGAUGCCCAAACGUACACCAAGAAAAUUGAAUGUAAGUCACAUUCCCGAAACGCUUAGCGAGCCUGAAACACAAUUAUCGGCUGAGAGCGUCACAGAACAGCAGCAGGUUGAAGGAUAUGUUGAAUCGGCUGAAUACGUUGACGAACUGUUCAAUCUGUUGUUGCAAUCCGGUGAAGAUGCUAUUUCAACGCCUGCUGAUGAAGUGGCUGUAAAUGCUGAAGCAAUCGAUGAACAAAUCGAGAAGAAUGAACCUGAAGCAUCCGAAAAUAUCAAUGAUACAACUAUUGAUAUUAAGGAUAUUUUUUCGACACCGGUUCAAAAUGCUAUAAAAUCAGAUGAAUCUCGAGCAUUAACCCUUCCACGUUCAACACGACGUAAGCCGCUAAUUGCUGAACUUAGCUCUGUUACACCAAAGCGCACACCCAGAAAAUUAAAUGUCAGCCUGGCUUUGACAACCGAAACAACAUCUUCAGCCAUCCAAAAGCCAAUUGAAACUCAAGAAGAGGAAAGCGACGAGAAAUCCGAAGUGAUUGCCAUCAAUGAUCAAGUGUGCAUUGAGUCUGCACAGAAUGAAGAUGCCGUACAAAGUACACUCGAUGAAUCCAUUGCUCCAGAGCAAUCUCCGGAAGGAAACGUGGAAUCGGAGCCGAUGGAAAAGGAGCCGAUGGAAAAUGAGCCGAUUGCAAGUAUCAACGACGACAAUGUUGAUGAAGUCGUUGAACUGAUUUCAACUAACGAAGCAACACCGAGCGAGGAAACCAACGUACAAGAUGAGCUUCAACAAACUCAAAAUGACAUCGUUAUUGCAACGCCGGUUAAAAUGGAAUCGAUCAACGAAAUCUAUGACAAAGCCACUUCUUCAGUUACUCGAUCGACGCUACGCAAACAAAAUCCGGUGGUUGAGUUUGCCACACCCAAACAAACACCAAGAAAACUGAACAUGACUCUUGUUUCAGAGACACCGUGCGAGUCAGAAUCGGCCGAAGAAGGACAAUCUCAUGAAAAUCUCGAAUCACAAGUGCCAUCGAAUUCAGAGGCACAAGACAACGUUUUUGAAUCAACUCUAAGUCGCGUUUUUGCAACGCCAGCUAAAAUUGAACCGAACCGCGAGUGUAGUUCGGCCAUGACUCGAUCAACGAGACGCAAGCAACCAAUUCUUGAAAUUGCAUCCACAACACCAAAGCGUACGCCGAGAAAAUUAAAUGUUAUUCAUAUUCACGAAACGCCUAGUGAUCCUGAAAUGCAAUCAUCCACUGGAAGCAAUCAAAAUGAGAACAUUACAGAAGAGAAACAAGUCGAAGACAAUGUCGAAUUGGUUGAAUCUAUUGAAAAAGAAGAACCAACGCAAAUCGAUGAAGGUAUUGUUUUACCACCUUCUGAAGAUGUGACCGUGAAUGCUGAAGCAAUCGACGAUCUAAGUGAAAAGAACGACACUGAAACACCAGAAAGCAUGGACGAGAAGACCACUCUUUCAACGCCUGUUCAAAAUGCUGUGAAAUCAGAUGAAUCACGGGCUUUAACUCUUCCACGUGCGACAAGACGUAAACCGCUUAUUGCUGAACUUAGCUCUUUUACACCGAAGCGCACACCCAGAAAAUUGAAUCAAACUCUUUCUGUUGCUACUAAAUGCAAAUCUGAAACACAAACAUCGACGGAAAGCAAUCAAAAUGAGCGCGACACAGAAGAGAAGCAAGUCGAUGAAAAGGUUGAAUCGGUUCAAUCCGUUGAAAAGGAGGAGCCAACGCAAACCGAUGAAGAUACUGUUUCAACGCCUUCUGUAGAUGUGGACGAGAAUGCUGAAGCAAUCGACGAUCAAAAUGAAAACCAGAACGACACUGAAACACCAGAAAGCAUGGACGAGAAAACCGCUUUUUCGACACCGGUUCAAAAUACCGUGAAAUCAGAUGAAUCACGAGCUUUAACUCUUCCACGUACAACAAGACGUAAGCCGCUUAUUGCUGAACUUAGCUCUGUUACGCCAAAGCGCAGCACGCCCAGAAAAUUAAAUGUCAGUAUGGCUUUGACAACCGAAACACCAUCUUCAGCCAUCCAAAAGCCAAUUGAAACUCAAGAAGAGGAGAGCGAAGUGAAAUCCGAAUUGACUUCAACCAACGAUGAGCAGGUUGAAAGUGUAUCCGCUGAGCCAGCUCAGCAUGAAGAAGUCGUUUUUGCAACGCCUGCCAAAGCUCCACUGGCCGCUCAGGGUAAUUCAACUAUCAGUCGGUCAACAAGACGUAAACAAGAAAUUGUCGAUACCAUGACAACGAAACGUACACCAAGAAACUUGGACAUCAGCUACGUCCCAGAGACACCAUGUGAAGCAGACGAAUCGAGUGUGUACGAACUCAACCGAAGCGCAAUCGUUAAAGAUGGGCAUGCUGAAGAAAACGUUGAUUUGAUUCUAGUUGAAUCAGAAUCAAACGAAGUAGUCCAAAGUCAUGAUGAUACAGCCGUUUCAUCAACACCAGUCAAAAUCGAUUCGGUUACGAAUUUGGGUGCAAAUUCAGCUCUUACUCGAUCGACAAGACGUAAUACUGUCGUUGAAUCGGCUACUCCAAAACAAACACCACGGAAAUUGGCUAUGGCUACUCUAUGCAAAAUCGACACAUCAGAAGAUGCGCCAGCUGAAGAAAACGUGCAAUUGGACCCAACUGAAAAUGAGCCGAUUUCAAAUUUCGAAGACAAGAAUGUCGAUGAAGUCGUUGAACCAAGUCCAACUAAAGGGGCAACAUCGAGCGAGGAAGCAAACGUACAAGUUGAAAUUUCACAAAUGGAAAAUGACAUCGUUGUUGCAACGCCGAUUAAAAAAGGAACGAAUAACAUGUUCGAUGACAAAGCCACUUCUUCAGUCACACGAUCGACGCGACGCAAACAAAAUACGUUCGUUGAAACACCAAAACAAAUACUAAGAAAAUUGAACGUGACUCUUGCUUCAGAGACACCGUGCAACACUGAAAUUGUAUCGUCCCUUGAAGAGCCUUUGUCUGAAGAUGAACCGACCGAGAGUGCAGCCGUCAAUGAGAAUCAAGUUCAAGAAGCGUCUGAGGUGACUUCGACUGAAAGUGAGCAAACCGAAAAUGUCAUGAUUGGACAUUCAACACAAAGUGAAGAUAUUGCCGGUGUAACAACACCAGCAAAACCAGAAACGGUAAUAAAGUUGGCUGGCGAUAGCAAUUCGGCCGUUAUUCAAUCAUCAAAACGCAAACGACCAGAUUUGGAAACUGAAACUCCAGUUGGUAAACGCACUAAACGAAGAAAGACUCCUCCAGUGGAAACUCAACCACCAGUGGAACCGGAAGAGGAAGAAGUUCUGAAUUUUAUUGAAAAAGCUGAAGAAAAUGUUGCUGAACCAGUUUCGGAGAAUAUUAACUCUGUUGACAAUCGGGAAAUUGAAGAUAAACCAACUGACGAGAUAUAUGAGUGCAUUGAAGCCGAACUUGCGGUAAUUCAUGAUGAUGUUGUACCGGAAAAAAUUAGCAAAGCCACAAGAGCUACUCGUAGUUCAAAGGCGAGCCGAACAACAAAACGUAAGCCAAAUGCGGAUCGAGAAGCAGCAGUGCAAACACCAAAAGAUUUCAACUGCGUGGUCAAGAUGACACCUUUAAAAUCCGAGACACUACGUACUUUUCGGCAAGAAAAUGUAGCAUCAGUGCAGUCAGACGUGGAAAAGCCAAAUCCUACAGAGUCUAAGGUCAAUUUUGAUGUUGCGAUUCCAUCAACGUCCCAAACACCAUCGACACCAUUGAAGAAACGCAGCACACGGCUUCGCACAACAAGCAAAAGUGAAUCAACCAUUGAACAAAGCAGAAGCAAAGAUGCGGUUAAUGUUUUGGUUGCAGCCGUGCUUGAAGAGAAUCUCAUCGACAAUGCCGCCGCUUCGAGUUCUGAAGUGGCUGGUAAGAGAGCCGGAACACCGUUACCCGCAUCGAAGAAACGUGCUGGACGAUUGACCGGCCAGAAAACGAAAUUGUCGCUUGAGUUGAGUGAUAAACAAAAUCUGAUUGAUUCUGAAAAGCAAGACGCUGUCGAUGCUAGCAAACAGAGCGAAGACACUGCUCUGGAAAAUAAAUCUGAAAGCGCCGAGAAUGGUGUCGUUGCAAAAAGAAAAACUUUGAGACGAAAGAAGCUGGAAGACGUGGUUCAAACAUCCAAAGAAAAGAAAGCUGCUGGUAGCUCUGGAACACCGUUGAACAAACGCAAUCGCAAUUUGGUUGUUGAACCGAGCGACGAAACCGCUCCUUCGACAAGUGAACCGGCAGAAAUGGCUGAUGAUGAUGAAUUGAAAAAUUCAAAAGAAAAAUCAGAAAAGACCGCAGCCAAAAUGACAAGACGCAAACGUGCAAAUACUGAAAUUGAUCCGGAUGAAAACACACCGAAAAAGCUGAAAACUCAACUCAACCAUGUUAAUUCAGCAGCAGUUGGUACGCCACAUUCAUUACGUUCGUUACGUAAUCGUGUUUUAACAAUCGUCGAACCCAGCUCAACUGCCACACCAAAGACAACAAGGAACACACGAAAGGCGAAGAAUGAUGACAACAAAGAUGAAGAAGUCGAAAGUGUUGUGCCAAAGGACAAGGAAGAGGAAGCGGAUAAACCAGUGCCAACAGAAACCGAAAAGCCAAAACGACAACCACGACGCAAACUUACACGAAAGGCCAGUGUAGAUGAGCCGCCAAAGGGAAGCAUCAUCCAAACAAAUGACGAGAAAAAAGACAGUGUUACCGAAGCAAUAAAAGAAACAGAAGAACCGAUUGAGGGAAACAAGCCAAAACCGGCAACAAAACGGUCAAGAGCCAAGUCCAAAGGACCCGCCGAAGAAGCUAAGUCAAAUGAUGAUGACGCUUCAGCCAAGCCACCGGCUAAAAGAGGACGCAAAGCUAGCCAAGCUCAAGGAAAACCGACUGUUAUCGUUGAGCCGGUUAUUGUUAUUGAGCCAGUUGUUGUGGUUGAGCCCGUUGUAGAUUUGACCGAAGAAGAAUCAGUCGAACAACCAGUUGAGAAAAAGCCGAGACGCGGUCGACCGAAGAAGGUCGUUAUUGUUGAAAGUACUGAAACAGAAACGACUGAGGCACCCAAACCAGCACCGAAAAAACGAGCGGAAAGAGGCCGAACUGUUUCAAAGUCAGAGGAAAACAUCGCAAUGGCUUCGUCUGAAGAACCGGCAAAACAAGAAACAGUCGAGGAAGAAAAAGUGUCGACGAAAGAGCCACCAAAGGCCAGAGGCAAACGUACACGCAAAGCUGACACUGAAGUAGUUGUAGUAGAAGCGGAAAAGGAAAAGGAGCAGCCAAAACGAUCACGAAAUACUAAAAAAGCAAAGGAUCUCGAACCCGAACCCGAAGUGGAAUCGAGCGCCAAAGAGACCGUAGCUGAGAAGAAGCCAAGAAAAACCAAGAAAGCGGCUGAAUCGAAUGACACCGAAGCGUCAACCAGCACACCGCGAAUUUCAACACGAACACGACGGCACAAAUAAUAAUCUAAGCGUUUGGUUUUGUUUACUUUCUUCCAUUUAAAUAUUUUUUCUGUUUUUUUCCACUCUAUUUGCUAGGUAUGUAAGUCAUUUAAUCCAACGCAUUACUAACGAUUUUUGUUGAUACAAAAAAUAACACAUUUUUUUAUUAUUCAGACAGUUAAAUAACAACGAAAGCCAUGUUUUGAGCAUUCAUUCCGUUUAUUUUUAUUAUGUUAAACAAAAUAAAAAUGUUAUGCGUAAAUAAACGUUUAUUUCAUAUGCCAAAUAAAAA
Molecule: messenger RNA, 9778 nt
Organism: Sitodiplosis mosellana (orange wheat blossom midge)
Lineage: Eukaryota; Metazoa; Arthropoda; Insecta; Diptera; Cecidomyiidae
Product: mucin-2-like
Exons: 9
Coding region: 220-9507 (3095 amino acids)
Molecular function (GO): protein binding
Source: RefSeq, a predicted model, not a curated record